CCGCCUCCCGCGUCUCGCAUCUCGCGCUGCGCGGCUCUGCCGCGCCCGGAGACAUGGAGGAGCGGGCCUAGGACUGCUUCAAGAACUGUUCUGCAUGCAGUCAGCUCAUGAGUCUUCAGUAUGAUCUUGAGCAACUUUGUAACUUGCUUCUUAUGCAGAACUGCCAUGAUUGUUUAAUUUAUCAAAAUUUAGUUUAUAUGAGAUGCUUGUCUGCUUCAAGAGGUGCCAUGUCAUGUUAGUUACUCACUAUUCAAAGGAGACUCUGCAAAGGAUUGUCAGUACUCUGGUGAACAAAAAUGAUGAAAUUCACAACUUCAUUGAUGUGCUGAACCAUACAAUAUCAAAUGUUCAGGUAAACUCUUCUAAUGCCAUCAGUGAGCUAGAUGAGGAAUUUGAUGGUCUGUAUUCUGUGCUGCAUGAGAUGAAGGGGAGCAUGGCCAACACUAUUCAGCAAGAAGAGGCUCGUAAAAUUCAAGCUCUGCAGGAUCAGCUGAGCCAGUGCAGCCGUGCCCUGGAAGGCUCGGAAGAGCUGCUGGAACUUGCUGUGCAGUCACUGGACAUUAAGAACCCCGUGGACCUCUUAGAGGCUGCCAGACAGAUCAAAGAUAGUGUCACGGUGGCUUCAGCAUUCCGCCUCUCUCUGAAACCAAAAGUCAGUGACAGUAUGACUCAUAUGAUGGUGGACUUCACCCUGGAAAAGCGCAUGCUCCAAGCUGUGAAGUUUUUGCCAGUCCCUAAAGCUCCAGAGAUAGAUGUAGCAGCAUGUCUGGUUGCUGACAACUGCAUAACAAUAUCAUGGAGAAUGCCUGAGGAGGACAGCAGAAUUGAUCAUUUUGUGCUGGAGUAUAGGAAAACCAACUUUGAUGGGCUCCCUCGAAUGAAAGGGGAACAGCACUGGGAGGUGGUUGACUACAUUAAAGCUACUCAGUACACGUUAUCAGGUCUGAAAUUUGAUACAAAAUACAUGAACCUUAGAGUACAAGCUUGCAACAAAGCUGUGGCAGGUGAAUACUCUGACCCUGUGACUCUGGAAACCAAAGCAUUUGUGUUCAGUUUGGACAGUACUUCAUCUCACCUGAACUUGAAAGUUGAAGACACUUAUGUUGAAUGGGAUCCUACUGGAGGCAAAGUCCAAGAAAAAAUAAAAGGGAAGGAAAAUAAAAACAGAAGCAACAUAGCAUCUCCGAAGAGAUCCACUAACAGCCCAAGAACCUCGGCGAGGGGUGGCCGGGAUCGCUUUGCUGGUGAAUCCUACACAGUGCUGGGAGACACUGCUGUUGAAAGUGGACAGCAUUACUGGGAAGUGAGAGCCCAGAAGGACUGCAAAUCCUACAGCGUGGGAGUAACGUACAGAAACCCAGGGAAGUUUGACCAGCUGGGAAAGACUAAUUCCAGCUGGUGCAUCCAUGUCAACAACUGGCUGCAAACCACAUUCUCAGCAAAGCAUAACAAUAAAGCAAAGACUCUAGAUAUGCCUGUCCCAGACAGAAUAGGAAUAUACUGCGACUUUGAUGGAGGUCAGCUUUCAUUUUAUAAUGCCAGCUCAAAGGCGUUGUUACACACCUUCAGAACAAAGUUUACCCAGCCAUUGCUACCAGGUUUCAUGAUCUGGUGUGGUGGGCUCACAGUGAGUACUGGAUUGCAGGUGCCAAGUGCUGUGAAAACUCUUCAGAAGAGUGAAAAUGGAUUGGGUGGUUCAACAAGCAGCCUAAAUAAUGUUGCCUAGUAAUACCUGUUCAACAUUUCUACUGAUGAAUGUUUUUGUUUUUC
Oenanthe melanoleuca is the source of this 1770-nucleotide messenger RNA. RefSeq names its product fibronectin type III and SPRY domain containing 1 like (gene FSD1L). The transcript has 14 exons. Lineage: Eukaryota; Metazoa; Chordata; Aves; Passeriformes; Muscicapidae. The coding region runs from base 203 to 1726 and encodes 507 amino acids. Gene Ontology annotation, molecular function: protein binding. The record is from RefSeq and is a predicted model, not a curated record.